Ochotona princeps (American pika) is the source of this 1064-nucleotide messenger RNA. RefSeq names its product ubiquitin conjugating enzyme E2 K (gene UBE2K). Gene Ontology annotation, biological process: proteasome-mediated ubiquitin-dependent protein catabolic process; protein polyubiquitination. Gene Ontology annotation, cellular component: nucleus. The record is from RefSeq and is a predicted model, not a curated record. The transcript is spliced from 7 exons. The coding region runs from base 266 to 868 and encodes 200 amino acids. Lineage: Eukaryota; Metazoa; Chordata; Mammalia; Lagomorpha; Ochotonidae. Gene Ontology annotation, molecular function: ubiquitin conjugating enzyme activity; protein binding.
GGCGAAUGGGACUACAACGGGAGCGGCUGCGCCGCCCGGCCGGGUCGACGUCGUGCGCAUGCGCGGACCUGGCGCCAUUUUGGUGGCCGGGCGCGGAGGUGAUUCCACACCGAGCAGAGCCCGGCGGCUGGGGUGGCAGUGGCAGCGUUCGUGUGCUGGGAUCUGAAUCGUCGAGGGAGAAGGAGGUGGAGGAAGAGGUGGCGGCGGUGGCGGUGGUCGUAGCGGUGGCGGAGGAGGCGGGUACGAAUCAGCUGCGGGCGGAGACAUGGCCAACAUCGCGGUGCAGCGAAUCAAGCGGGAGUUCAAGGAGGUGCUGAAGAGCGAGGAGACGAGCAAAAAUCAAAUUAAAGUAGAUCUUGUAGAUGAGAAUUUUACAGAAUUAAGAGGAGAAAUAGCAGGACCUCCAGACACACCAUAUGAAGGAGGAAGAUAUCAACUAGAGAUAAAAAUACCAGAAACAUAUCCAUUUAACCCCCCUAAGGUCCGGUUUAUCACUAAAAUAUGGCAUCCUAAUAUUAGUUCCGUCACAGGGGCUAUUUGUUUGGAUAUCCUGAAAGAUCAAUGGGCAGCUGCAAUGACUCUCCGCACGGUGUUGUUGUCCUUGCAAGCACUAUUGGCAGCCGCAGAACCAGAUGACCCGCAAGAUGCAGUAGUAGCAAAUCAGUACAAGCAGAAUCCCGAAAUGUUCAAACAGACAGCUCGGCUGUGGGCGCACGUGUAUGCUGGAGCUCCGGUAUCGAGUCCAGAGUACACAAAAAAGAUAGAAAACCUCUGCGCUAUGGGCUUUGAUAGGAAUGCAGUAAUUGUGGCCUUGUCUUCAAAAUCAUGGGACGUAGAGACGGCGACAGAGCUGCUCCUGAGUAACUGAGGCCUCAGAGCUGCUGACCAGGCGAGCUGGCCCCUGCUCAAGGAGCACCAACAUCUGUUAUUUUUAGGAUUCUGCAUAGAUUUCUUUUAAACUGGCAUUCUUGCCUAAUGAUGUUACCUAGGCACCAUUGGAGACUGAAAAAAAAAAUCCCUGCUCUGUAAAUAAAGCUAAUUAAACGUCUGUGUAAAUUUACAAA